Molecule: messenger RNA, 3837 nt
Organism: Prorocentrum cordatum
Lineage: Eukaryota; Dinophyceae; Prorocentrales; Prorocentraceae
Source: the annotation of a GenBank genome assembly
AUGUCUGGCACCACCGCCGUGUCCACGAAGGCGGCCUUGCCGUACGUCGUGGUGGCCCGGGAGAAAGCGUGGUACGCGGUGGACCUGCAGCUGUUGCAGUUCAUAACUGAUGAUUUGCAACGCAGCGGAGGCACGUUCACAUCUGCCAUCCACGUGUGGGCCAAGCAGCACCCAGGGCGCGAGCAGCAAAACCUCAUCCUGGGCGACUUCAUGACGCAGACAGACAACACGCGCGUGCGUCUGGAGGACGCCUGGUACAUGCACAAUGCAAUUCGUCUGGCAGGAGCCAACGCUGAGAGUAUUGAGUGGUCUUUCACGGAGAGCGGAAUAGAGCGCGCCCUUACGAAUAUUGCGGCAUGCGUGCGAAGGGCGCACCUGGCGCGCAUCGCGGAGCACGUGCGGACGUGCCCGAAAUGCGUUGACAAGCUCGGCCUGGAGUUGGAGUUGUACACUGGCUGCCAACGGAAUGCCCCCACGAAACAAUUCUUUUGCAAGUUCUGCCGCCCGUCCAAGAUAGAGCAAGCGCACUUGAUACCCCAGAAGGAGAUCUUGGGCGUCGCUCCUCCAGGACCGGCCGCUGACGGCGACUCCGCGCUGCGGUACGUGGUGAGCUGCUACGACCCCGAUUUGCCAGAACGCCCCUUCGAGGUGCACUUGCCGCGAGCCGAGGUGGAGAAGGACUUGUUGGCGAAGUUCGAGAAGUCGCUGCUUCGGAGCCGGGGCGAUCACGGCAACAAGAAGUCGCGCCCGGCGUGGAUCAAGGGAAGCCGGCAAUUUGCGCGCUGGCUGAGGAAACAGGCGCCGGCUUGUGAGCCGGCCAGCUCGGUCGCGGCGAGCAAUGGCGGAUGGCUUGCUCUGGACAGCAAGCAGGAGGAAGCUAUCCAGGCGUGCGGCGUUGACAAACUCCACGGGAGCAACAAAGUCAGACGCUGCACUGGAGGCAUCGUGACAGCAGUAACAUCGUGCGGCAUGCUGGUGGACUGGAUGGAGCUCUUCCGGGGCGAGUCCAUCGAGCUGCUAUAUGCGUUCGCGCUGCGGCUUCACAAGGAUGGCCGCGAGCUGGGCUUCGUCAUUGCGGCCCUGGGGUACGACAAUGCGUGCAAGCUUCUGUCACUUGCCCGGGCGAAGGAAACGCAGUUCCUACCAUGGACGAAGUCUUUCGUGGAGGAAGUGCGGAUGGUGUUGGACAGGUUCCACCGGGACAACCACACUUGGUGUUUGAACAACAUGCCAGAAGUGGACCCCCUGAGGCCAGAUAAUGCCAAGUUGUUGGACAAGAAAAACACGGAGGCAUGUGAGCAGUUGAACUCUUGGAUCAGCGGGAGGACACGGAGUGGCCUCGAGAUGACGCGGGGGCACUUCCAGAUGCACUGGUGGAUCCUUUUUGACGCCCACAACCAAUGGCUCGAGCGAGAAGCGGCAUGCGAGCGCAGGCGUUGCGAGGCGGGGCCCAUGCAGCGCCGGGAGAGUCGCCGCCCGGGUCGCGGCGCAGACGCAAGCCAACAGUUGCCAGCAAUGACGAAAGGAGAAAUCCGGACCUUGUACCGCAUCCUGGAGAACCAGAACCCGUUCCCCGAAGAAGCUGCGCGCCGGGCGACGCCACUCAUGUGGAAGGUGGCCUCGGCGCUGGGCAAGGCGACAUCUCUGCACGCUUCGUGUGUCUACGUCCACCUCAUGAUUCUGGUAGCCACAACGCUUGGGGCAGUUCAACUCAGGUACGGUGGCAUACUAUCCCGACACUGCAACUUGCUCAUGCUACAGCAUGGCGAACCUGGCGACGGAAAAUCGGUCGCCCUCUGGCUGGACGUGCAGGUGUUAGGAUUCUACGACAUGAUACGGGAGAGGCGCUCCAAGAAGAAGUACGAGGAUGCCGCCCAGAAGCACAAGGACGACCCAGACAAUAACCCAGAGCCAGCAAAAGAACACGCCAAAGACACGAUCUUCAACAAGGGUACCUUCAUCGGUCUCGGGAACUUCAUGCAGGCGCAAGGGGAAACGGCGUUUCUCGCGCUGCACGAGGGGAAGACGUGGCUACCGCAGACCUUCGACAACGGGCCAGGCGGCGGCAUCGAUGAUCUGAACCAGAUUCACGAUCAUGAUCUGUACAAGAACCACCCUGGGAACACGCAGAACCGUUUCUUGGUGCGGAACCCGCACUUGUGCGGUGCGGUCAUGAUGCACAUUGAGGAAGUGUACGAGCAAGCACAGAAGCCCGACACAACAGCAGGCAUGAUGAGAUUCCUGAUCGGCCACUUCACCGCCGUCGUGAACAAGAUCCUACCCGAUGCACCAGCACCUCAGGUGGCGCGCCUCCUGGAGGACGAUCCAGAUUACUUCAACGACUUGGAAUACGACCAUGUAGUGACCGCUAUCGGGAAGGUUAUGCUGACGGCCUCGGCGCUGUACGUACGGGGAGAGGAGCGCCCGGACGAGAAGAACAAGAAGAACAGGUACUCCAAGGUGCGUGGGACGCAUUUUCUGCCGUGGGCUGAGGACGUGAUGGAGCACUUCCGCAAGCAAUUCAACUCGGCUGCGGACUACGUGCGGGAGGAGGCGCGCGCGUCGAAGGGCGCGGACGAAGACAGUGGAUAUGCCACUGCGCGGAAGGACAUGACGAGGACGCUCCAGUUCAUCCCGCCUUUGGACAUAGGCGAGAAGGUCAUCGACUACUUGCUGCAGAAGGCUGGCAAGACGCCGGACAUGAUCAGGGAGAUGACCGGCGAGGAGAUCGUGAACUGCCUCGGGGAGGGCGAGGUGCCUCUUGACUUCGUGGACUCCGUGGACCGGGUCGCCGUCGCCCCGGAGAUUCAGGGGCCAGCGCCGCAUUUCCGGAACCCUUUGUCCUCUGGGUCCCAGGGCCAGCCCGCGCAGGUCGCCCAGAACUGGGACAUGAAGGCUUUCGCGCAGAAUCCAUGCACGACAGAGGUCCAGAUCCACGCCGCACACGUGGACCUCAUCCUCUUGAGCAUGAUGGGCUUCCUCGCAGUGGGCCCAGGCCGCGCGACCCUCGCAGCGUACAGGCGGGACAGCGAGAGCUUCGUCAAGGCGUGCAACAGGAUGCUGGAUUGGGACCCGGACGUAUCCAUGGAGGAAUUGCGGCAGAUUGCGCCAGAAGCCGACGAGGACUCGGUGGCGGGUGACCAUUCUGUUGCCGACAGGCUCUGCCGUGGCGUGAAGGACCUGUUGGAGGGCAAGGCGGUGGACUUCGCGAGCUUGCAGUCGAUCGAAGCGCCCCACGCCGAUAAUGUACCGCUUGAGCCCAUCCCCGCAUCCCAAGUAGUCCCGGCGACGCCUCCAGAGGCAACGGGGGCGGCGGUGCCUGGUGAACAGGCGAAGGGAGUGGCGGGACUAACCCAAGCUGCGUCCGGGGUCGAUGAGACUGAGGGAUCGGGGUCGCGGCCGUUGAAGAAGUUGCGCAUGGAGCCGCCCCUGCAGGCGGAGGAGUUCAAGACAGAUGCCGGACUGAAGAAGAGGAUGUUGCUGUCGGUGCUGCAGUCGUCGCAAGAUCCGCACACCUUGAGCAAGAAUGCGAGCUCCUUCAGGGGCAACGCUGACACCGUCGAAGCGGCGCUCCGCGUGGUGUUCCGCUUCCUGGCGGCUGCUGGGCUGGCUGUGUGGAGCCAGGGUAAGAGCAACAGCGGCGUCUCCGUGCGGGGCCCGCCCCAAGUGCACGCCGAGGCAGUGUGCAAUGAGAUCGCGGAGAAGCUCGGGUUGCAAGCCCGUGCCAAGAGCAAGCUGCAGGAGAGCUUGGUCGCGAAAGCCACGGAGGGCGACUUCAACGUGGACGAGUUCAAGCGCGUGAGCGCGCUGCUGGGCGACAGCCUGAAAGAAGCGUGA